Trachymyrmex cornetzi is the source of this 7334-nucleotide messenger RNA. RefSeq names its product Fatty acid synthase 3. Gene Ontology annotation, molecular function: fatty acid synthase activity; oxidoreductase activity; 3-oxoacyl-[acyl-carrier-protein] synthase activity. Gene Ontology annotation, biological process: fatty acid biosynthetic process. The record is from RefSeq and is a predicted model, not a curated record. The coding region runs from base 1 to 7224 and encodes 2407 amino acids. The transcript has 19 exons. Lineage: Eukaryota; Metazoa; Arthropoda; Insecta; Hymenoptera; Formicidae.
AUGACUACAAGGAAAUUAUUCACGAAAGGUUACAAGACACCUGAACCUGGUGAAGAAAUUGUUAUUUCUGGUAUUGCCGGUAGAUUUCCAGAAUCAAAAAAUGUGGAGGAGUUCAAAAACAAUUUACUAAAUAAAGUAGAUAUGGUUACGGAUGAUGAUCGCCGAUGGAAAUUAGAUCAUCCAGACAUCCCUCAGCGUACAGGAAAGAUUAACGAUGUUAACAAAUUCGACGCGUUGUUCUUUGGCGUCCAUUUUAAACAGGCCCACACAAUGGAUCCGAUGUGCAGAAUCUUAUUAGAACACGCUUACGAAGCUAUCAUUGAUGCGGGAGUUAAUCCAAAGCAGCUACGUGGAUCACGAACUGGCGUUUUCGUGGGUGCAUGUUUCUCUGAAUCUGAAAAGACUUGGUUUUACGAAAAAUUACAGGUAAAUGGUUUUGGAAUUACCGGAUGCAGCAGAGCCAUGUUAGCGAAUAGAAUUUCCUACUGGCUAGGAGCGACUGGACCAUCUUACACUUUAGAUUCCGCUUGUAGCUCGAGCUUAAUUGCGUUGGAACAUGCUUAUCGAUGUUUGCAAGACAAUCAAUGCGACGCCGCUCUUGUGGGCGGAUCAAACCUGUGUCUUCAUCCCUAUGUAUCGCUGCAAUUUUCUCGUCUUGGAGUUUUGUCGCCUGACGGCCGCAGUAAAUCAUUUGACGCCGACGCGAAUGGCUACGCUCGCAGCGAAGCAAUUUCCGUUAUAUAUCUACAGAAGGCGAAGAAUGCAAAACGAAUCUACGCUACAGUGGUCUACGGUAAGACAAAUUGUGAUGGUUACAAGGAACAAGGCAUCACGUUUCCGUCGAGCACUAUGCAAGCCAGGUUGCUGGAAGACUGUUACAAGGAUUGCAAUAUACCACUGAACGAUGUAUACUAUAUUGAAUGUCAUGGUACUGGCACCAAAGUCGGCGAUCCUGAAGAACUUCACGCAAUCGAAAAAGUCUUCUUUGAGAAAGAUAGACCUACUCCUUUGCUAAUCGGUUCUGUUAAAUCAAAUAUGGGUCAUGCCGAGCCAGCUAGCGGCCUAUCUCAAAUUGCCAAGGUAAUAGUAGCAAUGGAAAGCGGAAUAAUCCCAUGCAAUUUGCAUUUCAACCGGCCACGAGAAGGCUUGAAAGCUCUUGAAGAUGGCAGGAUGAAAGUCGUCACUGAAUCAAUACCUUGGGAAGGCACUUAUUCGGGUAUAAGUUCCUUUGGUUUUGGAGGUGCCAAUUGCCAUAUCGUAUUAAAAUCUCAUCCGAAAAAUAAAAUUAACAAUGGAGCACCAUCUGAUGAUUUACCGAGACUCGUAACAGUAUCUGGACGUACAGAGGACUCUGUUAAAGUAUUCUUAGAUGAUAUCGAGAGACAUCCAGUAGACACUGAGUAUAUUCGUCUGUUACAUGACAUUCACAAUGAUGAUAUCCAAGGACAUCUGUAUAGAGGGUACACAAUAGUUGGCUCCAAGGCGGAACAUUCCAUAAGAGAAGUAGAAAAUUAUUUGGGAACUGCGAGACCUCUUUGGUUCGUGUUUUCCGGUAUGGGAUCUCAAUGGCCUGGUAUGGGUAUCGAGCUGAUGAGAUUCCCUGUCUUUGCCGAAGCUGUUAAGAAAUGUGAUGCCGUCUUACGACCACGUGGUGUAGAUAUUAUUAAUAUACUAACAAAUAAAGAUAAAACUAUUUUCGACAAUAUUUUACACUCAUUUGUGGGUAUCGCGGCAGUACAGAUUGGUCUAGUCGAUCUCCUUACAUCGGUAGGUAUUGUGCCGGAUAAUAUUAUUGGUCAUUCUGUCGGAGAGCUCGGUUGCGCUUACGCAGACGGAUGCUUCACCGCCGAACAAAUGAUCUUGUCAUCAUACUCGAGGGGUUUGGCGUCUAUCGAAACUAAAGUAAUUUAUGGUUCGAUGGCGGCUGUAGGUCUUGGCUACGAGGACAUCAAAGAUAUGUGUCCACCUGACAUCGAAGUGGCUUGUCAUAACGCUUCUGACAGUAGCACUAUUAGUGGACCUGCUGAAUCUAUGAAAGAAUUUGUCGCCCAAUUACAGGCUAAGCAAAUCUUUGCGAAAGAAGUACCAUGCAGCAACAUACCCUAUCAUAGUCGUUAUAUCGCGUCCGCCGGACCGAAACUUCUGGCUUAUUUGAACGAGAUAAUUCCUCAAUCGAAGCCGCGCAGCAGAAAAUGGCUGAGCACGUCUGUACCACGCAACAAAUGGUCUACCGCGGCCGCCAAGUUGUCAUCUGCCGAAUACCAUACAAAUAAUCUUCUGAAUCCUGUACUAUUCGAAGAAACAGCGCGUAUGAUCCCGAAGGAUGCAGUGACCAUCGAGAUCGCGCCCCAUGCUCUUCUACAAGCUAUCUUGAGGCGAUCUCUUGGUUCGGGAGUCACAAAUAUCGGGCUUACCCAACGUGGUCACAGAGACAAUGUCGAAGUUGUUCUGCAAGGACUCGGCAAGCUCUACAACGCAGGAGUACAACCGGAUAUUGCAAAACUCUUUCCGCCCGUCGAGUAUCCAGUUAGCCGUGGUACCCCAAUGAUCGCACCUUCUAUCAGAUGGGAACACACUGACGACUGGUACGUAACAGCAUUCAAGUUGCAAAAGAAGGUCACUUCCGGAGAGAGAACUCUUACCAUGAAUAUAACAGACGAAAACUUCGAGUAUAUGAACGGUCAUGUUAUUGAUGGGAAGAAUUUAAUACCUGCCAUGGGAUACCUUGCUAUGGUUUGGGAAACUAUGGGUACGUUGCAAGAGGAAAUGUAUACAGAGCUAUCAGUUGUCUUCGAAGAUGUCAUAUUCAUGCGUGCUACUCAUAUUCCAAAAGAAGGCAAUAUUGAGUUAACAGUAAUGGUUCAAAAAGGCACUGGAAGAUUCGAAAUAUCGGAAAGUAGCACUCCGAUUGUGACUGGAUUGAUUCGAGUCGUGAAGAACCCAACGCAAGAAAAGGUACCUGCUAAUCUUUUGCCAGAAGAUGAUGAUGAGGAAGAAGUACUGACUACUAAGGACAUUUAUAAAGAGCUAGGAUUACGAGGUUACCAAUAUUCAGGCAUUUUCCGUUCCUUAAAAAGCGCAUCCCUAUCAGGGAAUAAGGGACACAUUGCUUGGAUGAGUAAUUGGGUAACGUUCCUCGACAACAUGCUACAGAUAAUGAUUCUUGGAAUGAAUACGAAAGGUUUAUAUGUGCCUACGAAAAUACGCAAGAUCGUGAUUGAUACUAAGCUUCACCAACAAGAAGUUCGAAAUUUCGAUCCAGAAAACAAUCAAUUCCCCGUACGCGUGUACAAAGAAUGGGAAACUAUAAUAUCAGGUGGAGUUGAAAUCCGUGGUGUUCAGGCUACGGCCAUACCUCGCCGGUUGAGAACCGACGAUGCAAUCCUUGAAGAAUAUAAAUUCGUGGCUUAUCGCGACAGAGCACAAGUAUCCUUGAAGGAGGCGAUUAGAUUAUCCACGCAGAUUGCACUCGAAUAUCAUCAAACUGUUCAUAUAAAAACCAUCGAAUUGAUCGACGAUUCUGAUAAGGUGACAAUGGAUGAAUUAGCAUCACCCAUACUCACUGAGAUUUUAGGUGAUUUGCCCUUGAUUCAAGCGAAGGUGCAUCUGUCAGCCCCAUCUAAUCGUUUUGAUUAUUCAUUAUUCCCGAAUGUUAUCGCUUUGGACAUUAAUAAAGUAUCCAAACAAGAUAAUGUUAUGCUUGCUGUCGGUAUCGGGCUAUUAUCGAGAAAUAAGGACCACCAAUUAGAAAAAAUCCUGUUGAAAAUGAAAAACAGCGGUUUUGUAUUAACACGAGAAAGAUCCAAGCUCGAAAAUCUUUCAACACUUUCGAAGCAGGGUUUAGAUGUGAUUCUAGAAAAGAGUAUUGGUGAAGAGACUAUAGUACUUUUAAAAAAGAAACAGCAGAUGGUCAGAAAAACCGAAGUCGUCCAUGUUAACAACAAUGAGUUCACCUGGCUCGAAAAGUUAAAUUCAUUCAUGAAUAUUGAAAGCGAAACCAAUGAUAUGAGAAUAAUACUCGUCAGUGAAGCAGAGUUAGAAAGUGGUUUGCUAGGCUUCGUGAACUGUUUAAGAAAGGAACCAGGUGGAGAAAUAAUCAGAAGUGUAUUGAUACAAGAUACCGAAGCUCCUAAGUUUUCUCUACAAAACCCAUUAUAUUCAGAACAGCUCCAGCUGGAUUUGCCGAUCAAUAUAUUGAAACCAGGAAAAGUAUGGGGUUCCUAUAGACAUCAACCGUUGCCGAGUCUACAGCCAAAGCUUGUUCGUCAUGCAUAUGUUGAUCAAAUGGUACCUGGUGACUUAAGCUCGCUUCGUUGGAUUGAGGGCAGUAUACGUCCUGAUACCAAUCAAAAGAAUCUGGUCCAUGUAGUGUACUCGGCUCUCAACUUUAAAGAUAUCAUGUUUACCACAGGAAAACUUGUUUUGGAUACUACCAUGUUGUGGGAUGGAAUCAACGAGCUCCCGAUCGGCUAUGAGUAUGCUGGUAUCGAUACCACUGGUCGUCGUGUGAUGGGUCUUUGCUAUAGAAGAGGUUUAACAAACAACAUCAUUAAAUCGGACAAUUUGUUCUGGUAUGUACCUGAUAAUUGGUCGUUAGAGGAUGCGGCUACUGUGCCAUCCGUGUAUGCAACAUGCUAUAUGGCGCUCUAUCAACGUGGUGAGAUGAAGAAAGAUGACAAGGUGCUCAUUCAUUCCGGUACUGGUGGCAUCGGCCAAGCAGCGAUACAUCUAGCUCUUCGCGAAGGCUGUGAGGUGUUUACUACUGUGGGAACACCUGAAAAACGCAAAUUCAUUCGCGAGAUGUUCCCGUCAAUUCCGGAUGAUCAUAUUUACAGUUCGCGUAACACUAACUUCGAGCAGAUGAUACUUCAAAGAACCAAUGGCGAGGGAGUGGAUAUCGUUUUAAAUUCAUUAGCCGAAGAGAAGCUCCAAGCGUCAGUUCGUUGUCUGGCGAUAGGAGGUCGUUUCCUAGAAAUCGGCAAAGUUGAUCUUGCUGCAAAUAAUUCCUUGGGAAUGAUGAUCUUCUUGAAAGAAGUCAGUUUCCAUGGAGUUAUGUUUGAUCAUUUGCUUUCUUCUUCGUUUGGAUUGAAAGACGAAAAGUUAGAGGAAGAAAAGGCGGAGUUGCAUAAUUUGGUAAAUGAGGGUCUAAAAAGUGGAGCGAUCAAACCACUUGUUAGAAAAGUUUUUGAAAAGGAUGAAUUGGAAAUGGCCUUUAGAUAUAUGACGACCGGAAAGCAUAUAGGCAAGAUACUUUUGAAAAUCGGCGAUGAGAAAAAGAUUCUCGAAAAGAAACCUAUUCUUGCUGAUCCACGAUAUUACUGCGAUAGUAAUAAAACCUACCUUAUUCUGGGUGGGCUAGGUGGUUUCGGAUUGGAAUUAGCCGAUUGGUUGAUACUCCGAGGUGCCAAAAAUAUAGUGUUGACAUCAAGAACGGGAAUAAAGAACGGUUACCAACGCAAGAAAGUCGAGUUAUGGAAAUCUUAUGGCGUAAACGUGCUUAUCAUCACAGGGGCAGACGCUUCGAAUCGUAAAGAUUGUGAAUUUAUACUAAAUUCUGCAGAGAAACAGGGCUCAGUAGACGCCAUCUUCAAUCUUGCCGUGGUGCUGAAGGACUACAUCUGCAAGAAUCAAACAUCGGAAUCAUUCGAGGAGUCUUUCAGAGCGAAAGCUUGGGCCACGAAGAUGCUGGACGAAUUAUCCAGAAAGUUGUGCCCGCAUCUUCAGCAGUUCGUAGUUUUCUCCUCGGUUUCUUGCGGGAGAGGGAAUGCUGGACAAACGAAUUAUGGUAUGGCUAACUCUAUAAUGGAGAGAAUUUGUGAACGUAGAGCAGCGAACGGUCUGCCGGGACUGGCUAUUCAAUGGGGCGCAAUAGGAGAAGUUGGUCUUGUCGCUGAAUGGCAUGACAACAACAAGGAACUCGUCAUUGGCGGCACUUUGCAGCAAAUGGUAUCUUCCUGCCUUGAAAAGUUGGAGAUCUUCUUGUUGCAGAAUCGCCCAGUGGUAUCUAGCAUGGUGGUAGCGGAGAAGCGUGUAGGUGCUUAUGGAGCUGCCGACAUUGUAGAGGCCGUGAUAAAUAUAAUGAAUAUGAAAAAUAAAACUGUGGCUCAGAACAUAUCAUUAGCCGAACUCGGCAUGGAUUCAAUGAUGGCUGUAGAGAUUAAACAAACACUAGAACGUGAAUACGAUAUCUUCCUCACCGCGCAAGAUAUUCGCAAUCUAAACUUCGCUAAAUUAAUGGAGAUGCGCGAUAAGGAUUUGGAACGACAGAAAGCACAGAAUCCAGAGACCAAUGAAGAGACAACCGAACUAUCUGGCAUACAACUGUUGCUUCAGAUUUUGUACAACGUAGAUUUGCCUACUGAGACCUGUAUGGAAUUACAAACUAGGAUGGAUCCGCGCAAAAUAAAAGUGUUCCUCUUGCCGAGUAUACAGGGUUGUGGACAGAUAUUUAAUGCACUAGCGUCAAAGAUCAGACCUUUCGCAACGGUUUUGCAAUAUGGAUUGGAGAAUACUAUGUCUAUACCAGAAUACGCCGAUCAUCUUUUAACAUAUGUCUUGCCAAAGGCGGAAGAGCAAAGAGGUUUUGCCAUAGUCGGAUAUUCGUAUGGUUCGUUAAUUGCUCUCGAAUUGGUGAAACGACUGGAAAAACAUGGUUUAAGCGGUCGACUAGUGCUAAUUGAUGGUGCUCCUGAGCUAUUGAAAACAAUGUUAGAGCAAUUCCUUCCAGCUACUACAGAAGAAGAACUUCAAAAUAAUAUCUUGCUUUCUAUCAUGGAUACUGUACAAUCAGCUUCAAGCGGAAAGCUACUUUUAGAUCUUAAUAAAUAUACAACCUGGGAAGAAAAAUUAAAUGUUUUCUUUUCGCACGUUCCUGACAAAAUAUCGAUUACCGAAAUUCAGAAAAAAUUGUAUACAAAUAUUUAUAUGCACAUUCUCGCUUUACGAAAGUACGACUGGUCAUCCUUGGGAUGGAUACGAUCGCCUAUAACACUUUUGAGACCCACGAAAUCAUCUGUCGAUAUGACCGAAGAAGAUUAUGGCUUAUAUAAGAUCACGCGAGACAAGAUAAAUGUACAUUAUGUUGAAGGCAACCAUGUAACAAUGUUGGAUAGCGACAAGGUCAUAGCUGCGAUCAAUGGAGAAUCGUUGCAGGAUCCUAAAGAAUUCAGGAAACUUUUAACAGAAGAUAGACCAUUCGAAGAAACAGAACGUACAAGAGUCUGAAUUACAGCUUAAAAGUCUGUAAUGUAUUUAACUUAAAAGAAAAAAAAAUAUAUAUAUGUAUGUAUUUUUUGCCAAGUUUAAGCUGUAAAUAUAAUUUGGAUUUGCCAAUA